AUGUCGUUCAUCACUCGGGAAUACAAGUUCGAGAGCAGCAACGUGAUGCAGCAGAAAUCAGAUCAACACACGAUGGCCAUGCGGAGUCUGAGGAAACUGGUCAAACCCCUUCUGCGGCUGGUGCGUAGGAAGCAGUUACUCCGGAAGACACUCGCCGAGAUCCAGAACCAGAAUGCAGUCAAUGCCUCGCUGGAGGACAUGCGUCGUGAUCCGGCGGCCAGUUGUGAUAACAUGGCCAAUGAGGAGCUGGAGCAGCGACUCUACACCGAACUCCGACAGUGUCCCAACAAUGUGGCCAUGAUCGUUCAGCCGGGACAGCAGCAACAGGCAGUGAUCCCAGUUCAUCCAGAGCAAACCUUCAUCCCGGUUCACUUUGCCCGCACCAGCAGUGGUACCUUCUUCUGGACCUCGGCCGAGGGAGCCCGCCAGCAUCAUGAGCAGCAAAUGCGUCAACAGUUCGACCGCUGGGUUCAGGCCUAG
Molecule: messenger RNA, 480 nt
Organism: Drosophila serrata
Lineage: Eukaryota; Metazoa; Arthropoda; Insecta; Diptera; Drosophilidae
Gene: Tom
Product: Twin of m4
Biological process (GO): Notch signaling pathway; sensory organ development
Source: RefSeq, a predicted model, not a curated record